AGAGAUUUAUCAGUGCUAAAAACCACACUAACAAGGUAAACCCUGGCUGAUUAUAGAGUAGAAGAUAUACCAUUAGAAUGCUCAGUCAAAAAAAAAAAAAAAAUCUACAAAUAUUAGUAAUUAUCAUUCUAAAUUCAACAAACCAGCUGAGUCAUUUAAAAGAUCUAAAGGUUACAUAUUGUUGAUAUUUACAAUAUCAGCAGAGCACAAAAUACACCUUUUAUCUACUUAUUCUAUGAUAUUAUUAUUAUUGUUGUUAUAAUUAUUAGUAGUAGUGGUAGUAGUAACAGAUAUAAUAGUUUGUUAUGAUUAAACUUAAAAUGUAGCACGUGAACGCUGUAGAACCUGAUUUUACAUAGAACUGCAAUAUUCUUUAUAUUAAAAAUGCUGGAAGAAAUGCGCAUGGAAAAAACAUAUUUCCGAAGUAUUUCGUAAGAAUACGAUCAAAUAAAGAUAAAGAGGGGGAAAGGAAGAGGUGCCGCGCAUGCGCAGACGAGCGCUGCCUCGUAAGCACCGGCCUGAGUCGCCGGAGAAAACAAAUUGCGCGGAGAAGAGCGUGAGGAGCAGCAGCAGCACGCGGUGCGCAGCGUUACUGCUGCUUCCAUUGCACUUGGAAUAAAACAAAAAUCCGUCAAAAACAAAUUAAAGCCUGGCGUGAAGCACACAACAUGACUAAGACGCCUCCUCACCGCCGAGGGAUCACGUUUGAGGUGGGGGCGCCGUUGGAGGCCCGGGACAGUCUGAAGAACUGGUAUGCAGCCAAUAUUGAGAAAAUUGACUAUGAGGAUGAGAAGGUCCUGGUUCAUUACAGACAGUGGAGUCAUCGCUAUGACGAGUGGUUCGAUUGGAGUAGCCCCUACCUUCGCCCUGUGGAACGAAUCCAGCUAAGGAGACAGGGCCUACAGGAGCACAACAUGGCACCGGGUUUCCAAAUCAACCAGAAAGUUCUAGCCAGUUGGUCAGAUUGUCGCUACUAUCCUGCUAAGAUCCUCUCCCGGGAUAAAGAUGAUUUUUACACAGUGAAGUUUUUUGAUGGUGUUGUUAAGACAGUAAAAGGGAUAAAGAUUAAGCCUUUCAGUAAGGAGAAUGCGAGCAACAAGCCAGGGCAGCCAAGCCGAAAGCGUGCAGCAGGAAAAAACUGUAAAGCCAAAGAGAACGGUAGGAACCAUCAGGAUGAUGAGACCGAAUCGGAGGAAGAGGACUCGAAAGCGAUGGACGAGUGCAUCAAGUUUCAGGACACCAAGCCGCCUGAAAAGGAGCAGCCAGAGUUGAUGAGCGGACACGAAGCGCAGGAGGACGCGCCAUCAAGUGGAGACAUAAAGACAAAAGCGGAGGAGAACGGAGGAGAAGAAGCGAUGGAGAUUAAUGGAGGAGUCGGAGAAGAGGAGAAGAAAGUUGGAGCGCCUCAGAACGGCACCCAUGAGAGCUGUGGAGAGGGAAAAGAGAAAGACGAGAAAGAAAAAGAAUCCACUGAUGGCCAGAACAGGCGAGCAAAAGGCAGAGUAGUGGAGGAGAAAGACACAGAACAAGCCAGUGCUCCAGAGCUGAGGAAACGACGUGCGUCCAUGGGACAAACUCCUCCAUCCAAAAGGAGCAGAGCCAAUACUACAGACAGAAACAGUCGAUCCCAGAUCAGAGCUGCUAGAUCAGAUUCGGCCCCAGAAAGCUUCAGUGAUCAGGAUGGUCUCUGCCAGACAGGUCUCCUGGAGAACCCCAAGCCUAACGUACAGACGGAAUCUAAUCCUGAUCUCGCCGCACUUCUGCAGCGACAAGUCCACCUCCCAACCACAAAUAAGUACAGCAGGGAACCAUUGUACAGAGUCAUCAAGAACCAGCCGCCGCCCAUCCUCUCCAUCGAACUGGACCAUAACCCGUUUAAGUGUCAGGUGCCAGGCUGCACCAAGUCCUUCCGCAAGGCGUCUCUGCUGCACUAUCACAUGAAGUACUACCACUCUGAGAGCGAGCUGUGCUCUUCACACAGCCCCCACACACACAACUCCGAAUCUCAGGCCCAGGAGAGCCACAUGCACAGCUCCGAGACUCCUCGCAGACGCCGCACCGUUUCUGCAUCAUUAGACACUCCGUCUCCGCUGAGUGACAGUAAAUCCAGUCACACCCCGUCACCCCAUACUACCAACGGUGUGCAUCGUCAGCGCAGCUCCUCCCACUGCGAGAGGAGCAAAGAGAACCAGCACACCAACCGCACGCUCCAUGACGACAGAGACUGGGUCACCAUGGAAACGGAACGAGAGAAGCGGAGAGACAAGAAGCAGAGGGACUUUUGUAUUAAGCCAAAGAAGAAAAGAAGGAAGAAAAAGAGGUCAAAGUCAGACUCUCACGGCUGUGAUAAGAGCAAUGGCUUUAGCUCGUACCCCUGCAAUCCAAAUCUGUCUCUCAAAUUGCCCCCCUCCCACAAACACCGCUCCUACGCUGCACCCUUCUCUGAACCAGAGCUCGAUGAUGGCGAAGACAGCGGCAGCGACUGGUCAACAGACAGCCCUCUGUGGAGCGAGGAGGAGUCGGAGACGGGGCUCGAUCUGAGCACGUCUUUCUCUGAGCAAGGGGUGGAGACGGUGGGUCAUGACUCAGAGAUAGUGCGCUGUGUGUGCGAGGUACAGGAGGAGAACGACUUCAUGAUCCAGUGUGAUGAGUGUUUAUGCUGGCAGCAUGGCACGUGCAUGGGCCUGUAUGAGGACAGCGUCCCUGACACCUACAGCUGCUACAUCUGCAGGGACCCACCUGCUCAGCGACAGAGUCAGCGCUACUGGUACGAUAAGGACUGGCUCAGCAGCGGUCACAUGUAUGGCCUGCCUUUCUUAGAAGAAAACUACUCGCAUCAGAACAGCAAGAAAAUGGCAGCCACACACCAGCUCCUGGGCGACGUGCACCGCGUGUUUGAAGUGCUCAACGGCCUCCAGCUCAAAAUGAGCAUCCUGCAAGCUCAGGCUCAUCCCGACUUGAAGCUGUGGCGGCAGCCCUGGAAGCCCUCCGACGGCAUUCUCAGGAAGGGCACCGGGCAUUCCGGCCUGACCACGCCCUCUCCCUCGUCCCCUCGCACAGCAGACUCCACGGAUGGUGAACAGGUCAAUCCCAAACAGCCCGUGAAUCCCACCUGCUCCUUCCAGACGUCUUACAUCAGCAGCGAGCACUGCUACCAAAAACCACAUGCGUAUUAUCCUGCGCUGGAGCAGCGGUUGGUGGUGGAGACGCGCAACACUGAAGAGCUUCUGGAGCUCGAGACACGCAGACUGCAGCUGACCAAUGCUAAGGAGUUGGAGUGUCGCAUGAAGCUGCUGGCGGCGGCUGAACGGGAAAAGAGCUGUGCGGUGCAGGUUAAAACCGAGGAGCCUGACCCAGUGACCUGCGACUCCAAACCCGACCCUGACCUCCUGCUACACCAGCAGUGGCAGCUGAACCUGCUGGAACACAUCGAAGCCGUGCAGGAUGAGGUUAGCCACAGGAUGGAUCUCAUCGAGAGAGAGCUGGAUGUUUUAGAAAGUUGGCUUGACUACACAGGUGAGCUGGAGCCUCCAGAACCUCUGGCGCGACUCCCGCAACUCAAACACCGCAUCAGACAGCUACUGACAGACCUGGGAACAGUGCAGCAGAUUGCAUUGUGCUCUUCAUCCACAUGAGGGCGUCAGAACGCACACAUCUCCUCGGAAGCAUACAGAAGAGGAGACAUGGAAUUUUUUGAGACUUGAACCUGAACUAAAGCGGAUAAAGAAGUGGCUUCUAUGCUGUGAGGAAAACUGAGAGACAAAGCAAACUAACCAGUGCAGACAAAAGAAGAAAGAAAUGACUUGAACGUUUAAUAUGUUAAAAAGGUUUGAAUGUGGUUCAGGUUUAGGCAUCAGUUAUGCCUUGUUUUUCCCUUUUUUUUUUUUUUUUUUUUUUUUGAAGGACUAAAAUGGCAUUAUACCCAAGGGAUAUUAUUUUGGUUAUAAAACAAUUUUUUCAGCACUUAAAUUUAAUGAUCAUGAAUAAAAUAUUUUAUUCAGGCAGGUCGAUUUUUCUUUCUGCUAACGUUAUGCAAAGCCACCCUUUCAUACAUGACCGAUUUGUCAAGAACUGCUAGAAAAUUUGCCAUCUUCAUACGAAGAGACUCCAAGGCAGUGACUGUGGAUUUGUAGCUGUUAAACAUGGGAAAUGUUUAAAGGAGCUUCUAUUUUAAUCUCAAUGUACUUGCAUCUUGCUUUUAUAUUUGUAUUCAAAUAGACAAUGUAAAUUGCCUAUCCGUAAAAAAAAACCCUGUAAUUCAUGUUUUUGUUUGUUUUUUUCCCCCUAUUUGAUCAAAACUGUAAUGUUUACUGUGACUAAGUCUGCAUUCAUAAGUACAAUAAUCAUGAUAAUAACUUUACCUUUAUCCCUUGUGUAUUCUGUAGUACUGUUCCUCUCAUGUCUGCCAUUUAUAUAUAUAUAUAUAACGAGCACAAAAAGGGUAUCAUAUUUCUUUCCUUUUUUUUUUUGUAUUUUUCCACAAGCUCUUAUAGCAUACUGUACUGUUUUUGUUUUUUCCGUUUCCAUUUUAGGGCACUAGAUGCUCUUUUAACUUAUUGAAAUUGAGAAUUUAAGUUAUUGCUUCAGCUCUUGUUUUUCUUUUUUUUUUUCCUGGUCCGGGCAUGUGUCUGUUUGUAUGCUGAGUUAUGGACAGAAUGAUGUAAGUGUGUGUGUGUGUGUGUGUGUGUGUGUGUGUGUGCGAGAGCGAGAGCGAGCGAGCGCGAGCGUCAGAGGAGCAGAUGGGACCUCAGCAUGUGUUUAAGAGAGUGGAGUUCAGUGCCCAUUUCUCAAAUACGUUUCCUUUCAGUUUUUGAUAUUCCAGUGCAACAUAUUCUAAUGUAACAAUAUACAUUUUUUUCCAACAAAUUUGAUCCUCAAACUGUGGGAGACACUGAUGUUAUGUUGCGUGUCUGCCCUCCUUCAUCCCACAGUCACUGGAAAUACAGUAAUCAGACCUGAUUAUUUUAUAAAACAUUUAAGCACUUUGUGGCGUCCAAAUUCUUUUGGACUUCUCAAUAAAAAAAACACCGUCUCCAUAAUGCCAUGGAAACAUGGGUAAUCCUUUGUUGUGCUUAACCAUGCAUUAGCUGAAGCCAAGAAAAAUAAAAAUGUCCUGUACGUGCAGCUUCAUAA
This is a messenger RNA of Silurus meridionalis, 5133 nucleotides long. RefSeq names its product PHD finger protein 20, b (gene phf20b). Gene Ontology annotation, biological process: regulation of transcription by RNA polymerase II. Gene Ontology annotation, cellular component: nucleus; NSL complex; MLL1 complex. The record is from RefSeq and is a predicted model, not a curated record. The coding region runs from base 669 to 3635 and encodes 988 amino acids. The transcript has 19 exons. Lineage: Eukaryota; Metazoa; Chordata; Actinopteri; Siluriformes; Siluridae.